AUGAAUAUUCCUGAAGCGACGUUUGUUAUCUUGGUGCGACUUCCGUUGAAAAGCAUUGCAAGAUUCAGAUCAGUGUGCAAAGAAUGGAAAGAUUUGAUCGAUUCAGACAUGUUCCGAGAUCACUUCAUGUCACUCAACUCUUCCUCAGUCUCAUGGUCAAUCAUCCAAACGGGACCUUACAAACUGUCACUUGAAAUCGUGGGUCAUCAUGGAUGCAAAACAUGGGGACUUACUCGUUCUCCGGGAUCUUUCAUGAGUUUCUUUGUCGAGACAGCAAUCAAGAAGCUACAAGUCUUGGCUUGCACCGAUGGAUUGGUCUUGCUUUACGUAGAAGCUGCCGAUGAAACUCCUAUGUAUUACGUUGGAAACCCUUUGUUUCAAGAAUGGUUUCGAGUCCUUCUCCCUCCUUUCCUCUCUUUGGAAGAUUUUGAGAGAUUACGGAUGCAGGAACGCUUCAACGAGUGUGGAUUGGUUACGAAGAUGUGGAGUGGUAUCGUUGUGAGUUACAAGGUAGUGUUGGUGAUGAGUCACGGUGGUACUCAAGUCGGUUUUGCGAUUUACUCAUCUGAUACAGGGACGUGGGAAACUCGAAAUGUGACUUGUCCUCUUCAUCAUUGCUGGUUUAGUCACCGCAAGUCGAUUGCUUUGAAUGGGAUACUUCACUGGUUUUCGAGUUUCAACACUUCUUUUAUGGCCUAUGAUUUCUAUGGAGGUAAUGUUGAUGAUGGGUGUCGUAUCAUAUCUUUCCCCGAUAGUGGAAAACAUGAUUUGUUACGGCGUUUUAGGAGAACCUUUACAACCUCGGAAGGGUCGAUUGUGUAUUUCAACGAGUACCAUGAAAAUCAAAACCGCACGUUACGGGUUUGGAGGCUGGUCAAGUACACUGAUAGUCCUGAGGAAGCGUGGCAGCUCUUAUGGGAAGUCUGCUUGGUUAAUUCUAUGAUCGAGUUGUUAGGUAUCGAUUAUUUCCCGGUGGUUAUGCAUCCUUUGAACUCUGAGAUCAUCUACCUGUGGUGCAUGGACAAGAAAGGUAUGGUCUUGUUUAACUUGAGGACAUUAGCGUUUAGUCUUCACAAGGAAAACGAAGACGAUAGCAAGUGUAUGGAUGGUUGUGUCUUGAGUUUUAACUGGUGUAGCGAGUAUAUGGAGAACAUAUGUGGCUACUUUUUUCCAUGGUUUAACUCAUGUAGUCCUAACCUUCUCCUCUUUUCACAGUAUGUUCUCCCUCGUUGGUUGCACCGGCUCCCUCGUCCUCCACCUACUUAGUGUGUAGCUAUGUUUUGAGUUUAUUAGUAAUACAAUUUUUCAUGCAUCAUCUAAGACAAACAUUUGCACCAUUAUGUAUGUGAACCUUUCUAUUCAAUUGAA
This is a messenger RNA of Camelina sativa (false flax), 1368 nucleotides long. Lineage: Eukaryota; Viridiplantae; Streptophyta; Magnoliopsida; Brassicales; Brassicaceae. The record is from RefSeq and is a predicted model, not a curated record.